AACUUGUAUGUCUGAAAAUACAAGCAACUAUUAUACCAACUGGCAAAAAACCGAGCAGGAAUAUAAAUAUUAUAAAACAAAUUCAUAUCGACAACGGUUAUAUCGUACAGAGAAACUACGAGAACUCAUCGAAGAAUUUAUAAAAUGCUAAUAACGAUUUUGUUGACAAUAUUUGCAUAUGUAUAUGCUAAUGGCGUGGAAUAUGAAGUACCCAGACCGACUAUCAAAGUGUUAGAACCUAGUGGGUUCAGAGUAAGCAUUCCAGAUGAGGAAGGUCUCCAGCUCUUCGCUUUCCAUGGUAGUAUAAAUAAACCAUUAGAAGGACUCGAAGCUGGAAGAUUUUCGAAAGAUAUUCUGAAGCCUACAAAUGGAAAAUGGGUGUUCGAAAACUACGAAGUAAAGUUAAACAAAGGUGAUGUAAUAUAUUACUGGUUAUUUGUUAUACGGAAUCAUCUCGGAUACAGAAAAGAAAAUGGAGUAUUUGAAGUAGGAGAUAUAACGAGCGCGUCGCCAGAAGGCUCCCAGGAGGUCGACUUUCACGCAUCAUCGGUCGACUCCUCGACGAGAUAUCGCACCCGUAACGACGACGGAUACGAGAUAGCCCUCAAAGUUUCCGAUAUGGCCGGCGAUCUCUACCAGGAAGUCAAGAAAUUGCGGGAAAUCAACCGAAUUCUGAAAGAAUUAGCGAACAGAGACGCGGCUUCGACGACACUCAAAUUUAUCGGCAGACUGCCGGCUAUAGAGGACGCUCAAUUCGCCGCUCAAAUUAUUAUUACUGAGAAACUGAGAGUUAAUGUACCGGUUGUUAACGCCAGUUGGAGCGCCGAUAAAACCAUUGCAUUCCAAGUCGCUGAUUUGGAUGAUAAAAUUUAUCUAAUUAGAACUGCCAACAAAACGCUUGCCGAUUCUCAAAUUGGUUUGGAAUAUUAAUUUUGUAAUUUAUACUAAAUUUGUUUCAACCGAUUGCUCAACUAAGUAAUACUUUGUACCUGAUUUUUCAUUAACUAUAGUAUGUAAAAUCUACAAUAAAAUAUUAGUAUGUAAUGUAUUAAACAAUUUAAACAUCGUGAGCUGAUUAUAACCCGAACAUAUUUUAGUUACCAUCUAGCUUAAAAAAUAGAUAUAAUAGCAUGCUAUAAUAAUAUUGGAAUAAACUUAAUACGCCUGAAGAUUUGAAUUAUAGUAGUAACUGUAAAAUC
Phyllotreta striolata is the source of this 1199-nucleotide messenger RNA. The record is from the annotation of a GenBank genome assembly. Lineage: Eukaryota; Metazoa; Arthropoda; Insecta; Coleoptera; Chrysomelidae.